AUAUACUUGUUUUAUAUGUUGCAUACAUUUAAGGGGUCAGAGCCUUAUUUAUAUUUUCUGUGGGUAGCAAAUUUUCUGUCAACCUUAACUUUUUCUGUUAUUUUGUUUAUUUUUAAUAUUAAGGUAUAUUUUAUUUCUUUUUAUAAUGAUUCUAGGCGUUUAAUAUUUUAAAUUUAAGCCUCAAAAGCGUGCAUUUAAAGUUGUUUCUACAAGUAUAGAUUUUAAGAGUCACUGUUUGCGAUUUCCUCUGGUAAACAUAUUUGCUAAUAGAGAUCAAAGUUCAUUUACUGCUUUCUUAAUUUUUAUCUAAAUAACUUUUAUUUCAUUGCCAGUGUAUAAAGCCGACAAAUAUGUCCUUAUCCAAAGUAGCCAAGGUCUUGAAGACAACUGUUCGGACUUACGCCAGCAGAUCAAGCAGUGACGAUGUCGUCAUUGUCUCGGCAGUACGGACUCCCAUAGGUUCGUUUCUGGGAUCCCUAUCUACACUUCCAGCCACUAAACUCGGUGGUGUUGCUGUCCAGGCUGCUAUAGAACGGGCUGGCAUACCGAAAGAUGAAGUUAAAGAGGUGUUUUUGGGAAAUGUAUGCCAAGGGGGAGUGGGACAGGCUCCUGCAAGGCAAGCUACCAUUUUUGCUGGACUCCCAACCUCAACAAUCUGCACUACAAUCAAUAAAGUUUGUGCUUCUGGUAUGAAAUCAGUUAUGCUUGGAGCUCAAGCCUUACAGACAGGAGCACAAGAAGUUGUCCUUGCUGGAGGCAUGGAAUCCAUGUCCAAUGUACCCUAUUACUUGAAAAGAGGACAAACUCCUUAUGGAGGUGUAAAUCUAAUCGAUGGAGUAGUUUUUGAUGGACUUACAGAUGUUUAUAACAAAAUUCACAUGGGAAAUUGUGCAGAAAACACAGCAAAGAAAAUAGGUAUCAACAGAGCGCAACAGGAUGAGUUUGCUAUUAAUUCCUACAAAAGAAGUGCACAAGCAUGGCAAAACAAAGUGUUUGAGUCUGAAAUAGUUCCUGUUAGUGUACCUCAAAAAAGGGGACAGCCUGAUGUAGUUUUUUCAGAAGAUGAAGAGUACAAGCGGGUGAAUUUUGAGAAAUUUGGCAAGCUUGCUACAGUUUUCCAAAGGGAAAAUGGUACUGUAACAGCUGGCAAUGCUUCUACCUUAAAUGAUGGAGCAGCAGCUUUGAUUUUAACUACACAAAAAAAUGCAGAAAGACUGAAUCUCAAACCUUUGGCAAGGAUUGUAGGGUAUGCUGAUGGUGCUUGUGAACCAAUUGACUUUCCUAUAGCACCUGCUGUAGCCAUACCAAAGCUUUUAAAACAAACUGGGGUCAAUAAGGAUGAUGUAGCUCUAUGGGAGAUCAAUGAAGCCUUUAGUGUGGUCGUACUGGCAAACCAAAAAUUACUAGAGCUGGAUCCAGCAAAAGUUAACGUUCAUGGAGGUGCAGUAAGUUUGGGACACCCUAUCGGGAUGUCUGGAGCAAGAAUAGUGGUUCACUUGGUACAUGCCUUGAAACCUGGAGAAAAAGGAGUUGCCUCCAUAUGUAACGGUGGGGGAGGAGCUUCUUCAAUUAUGAUUGAGAGAUUAAAUGAAACGACUUCAAAAACAAAAUUACCGAAAUUGACGUUAUACACUAGAGACCCCUGUCCUUUGUGUGACGAACUAAAAGCAGAACUCUCUCCAUAUAUGCACUUAGUCGAGUUUGAAACCAUUGACAUAGCUUCGAAAGAGAACGUUAGAUGGCUCCGUCUGUAUCGCUAUGAAAUUCCCGUGCUUUUUUUAAAUAAUGAAUAUCUUUGCAAGCAUAGAUUAAAUAAGUCUUUGUUAGAAAAGAAAUUAAACGAAAUAAAAGAGUAUUGGCAGUAAAAAUAUA
Sitophilus oryzae (rice weevil) is the source of this 1872-nucleotide messenger RNA. RefSeq names its product acetyl-CoA acetyltransferase, mitochondrial (gene Acat1). The coding region runs from base 351 to 1865 and encodes 504 amino acids. Gene Ontology annotation, molecular function: acetyl-CoA C-acetyltransferase activity. The transcript has 3 exons. Gene Ontology annotation, biological process: fatty acid beta-oxidation. The record is from RefSeq and is a predicted model, not a curated record. NCBI's taxonomy places the organism in Eukaryota, Metazoa, Arthropoda, Insecta, Coleoptera, Curculionidae.